ACCAGAGCCGUACGUUCGUUCGUUCCUUCCUUCGUUCCCUCCCGACGCGGAGAUCUACAUUUAGAUUCCAGAUUCGUCCCGAUCUCGCCCCCCUCCCCCUCGAAUCGGUCGCGUAUAAAUAGGCAUCCCUAUUUUCUUAACUCCCUCCAACUCGAAAUCUAAUCUCGUCCUUCUUUUUAUCACGUCUCGCAUCGAAUCGUAUCGCCUCGCCUUCGCCAGUUCAUCAGCGGAAAAAUCACCCCAGACGUCGGAAUCGAGGUUUUGCCCGAUGGCGGAAAGCGAUCUCAGGAAGCCGCAAGAGAUGUCCAAGGAAGAGGAGCAGAGGCUGAAGUACCUGGAGUUUGUGCAAGUAGCUGCGGUUCACGCUGCACUGUGCUUCUUGAACGUGUAUGCUUAUGCCAAGGAGCGGUCGGGUCCCUUGAAGCCCGGUGUGGAAACCGUCGAGGGAACUGUCAAGACUGUGGUUGGACCCGUGUACGACAAGUUCCAUGAUGUCCCGAUCGAGGUCCUCAAAUUUGUUGACCGCAAGAUUGAUGAGUCGAUGAUCAAGAUCGACAGCCGUGUACCACCCGUUGUCAAACAAGUUUCUGCCCAAGCCAUGUCAGCGGCUCAGCAGGCUCCUGUGGCAGCUCAAGCCAUGGCUCAUGAGGUCAAGCGGGCUGGCGUGGUCGACACUGCCUCGGGAAUUGCAAAGUCCGUGUACACCAAGUGUGAACCAACUGCUAAGGAUCUGUACUCUAAGUACGAGCCGAAGAUGGAGAAAUGCGCCGUGUCCGCUUGGCGCAAGCUGAAUCAGCUUCCUCUCUUCCCUCACAUGGCUCAAGUCGUCGUGCCAACUGCAUCCUAUUGUACCGAGAAGUACAACGAGACAGUGCGCAACACUGCAGAGAAAGGGUACAAGGUUUCCAAUUAUCUCCCCAUCGUCCCCACUGAGAGGAUCGCGAAGGUGUUCAUGGGAGGCGCUCCGGAAAUGGAGCCGCUGCUCCCUGCUGGAGGUGAAGCCGACGUUGCUGCGCAUUGAUUUUUUCAGUACAAGUAUUGUUGAUCUUAUAUUCGGUGAUAUGUUCGAUUGAAAUGUUAAUGGUGUCUGUGGACCUCUGGUUAGUAAUAUUGUGGCCGAUGUUUUGUAAGGGUCUCAUCUGAAUGUUGCGUUCUCCAUGCGAAUUCGAGUUGUUUGUUUUUUUGAGCUACGGGUUUGUUCGAUGUACCUUUGUAUAUAGUCCACUCCCUUUUCGCGCGCUUAGAUGGGCUUAGAGCGAUUCUUUAUUUCUCAGUCUGUUUAUCUUAUAUGCACAAUAGAUUUCUGAAACUGAGCUCUUGUGGAA
This is a messenger RNA of Syzygium oleosum, 1325 nucleotides long. Its product is annotated as REF/SRPP-like protein At3g05500. NCBI's taxonomy places the organism in Eukaryota, Viridiplantae, Streptophyta, Magnoliopsida, Myrtales, Myrtaceae. The record is from RefSeq and is a predicted model, not a curated record. The coding region runs from base 269 to 1021 and encodes 250 amino acids. The transcript has 3 exons.